AGAAGAAAAAAAAACUAGUUCAGUCAGUGCGGAGCUCUGGUCGUCUUUCCCUUCUCUUCAUCCCCUGGGCUGGGCUGUGGGUGCUCUGCCCCGCCGGCCGAUCCCCAUCCCAUCCCCGGCCUCCCGCCGUCCGUCGCUAAGCGGCGGAGCGGCCGGCCGGGCCGGGGGGCUAUCCUCUGAUGGCGCCGGAGACGAGGAGUGGGAGGUCGAGGGAGCCGCGCGCAUCGGAGACCGCGUCGCCGCCGCCGCCGCCGGCGCAGCGCCCUCGGCUCACGCGCGCCGGAAGCCGGGGGUAUGCGCCGACCCGUAGCCGCUCCGGCCAGGUUAAUGAGGAUGUCCAGAGCAGAUUCCCGCAUUUAGCAAGUUCGGUACAAAAUGAUGUUACGCAGUUAAAGGCGGCGACUGGAGAGGACGAGGGAGGCACGCCCAUCCAAGACCUUGUUGUCGUCGUUCCGCGGAUGACGAGGAGGAGGGCGAGGGAGGCAUGCGCGUCGGAGACCGCGUUGCCGUCGUUGCAGCGCACUCGACUCACGGGCGGCGGAAACAGGGGGGAGGCGCCUGCCAGUGGCCGCACCGGUAAGGUUAAUGAGGAUGUCGAGAGCAGAUUCCAGCAUUUGGCAAGUUCAGUACAAAAUGAUGUAGCCAUGGAGGCAUCACUGGAUUAUAUGUCUGGAAACGACUACACCGCAGCCUCUUCUUCGCGGAUGAUAAGCAUGGGCGAUGAAGCUGUACAACCGUUGUCACGUCAUGACGGUCCCAACACCUUGGGCACAUACAAGGAUGGGCAGGACAACUACACACCCACUGGUCAUGAUGAGUCCGGUACCGCCACAAAUCCUGAAGACGCAACCGAUCGCGACGAAGGGACCGGCCAAGGGGACCAGGCAGCUGGACAACCCAAAAGGCAACGCAAGCCUAGGAGCCGAAACAAGCUUGGCACCAAUAGGAUUGUUAUCAACCGAGUGUCUGAGGCGGGUCUACCUGUUAGUCCCAAGAAGGCCGAACAAGGUUACAGGAAUGCCCUAGGUUGCAUCCUUCGCGAAACCGUGAGCAUCAAUGAAACCAAUCUCAGGUCGAAAGCGAACGAGAAUUUGCGAGCGCUCCUCAUAUCGAAGCUGCACACUCAUUACAAGUUCCCGGAUGAGUCCCUAGACGAGACCACUCCGGUAAAUAACAGAGCCCUCUGCAAGUGGUCCAAGCUUUUGAGUAGUUGGAAAUCCAAGGCCAAAAGCGAAUACCUUAAGAAAGAUUACGAAACCGAGAUAAAAAAGAUCUGGCCUUUGGUUUCCGAGGAGGACUGGAACCUGUUCAAGCAGCACUGUGAGACCCCUGAAGUCAAGGAGAUGGAAAAAUGGGGAAAGGAUAUGUGGGCUAAGAGCCGUGGUUACCCAGGGAAGAAGCCAAAGUGGGACAAGCAGGACACUGAGUUUGCUGCAGCAGGCAACUAUCCUGUCAUGGUGCCAGAGACGAGGAGUAGGAGGGUGCACGCAUCCGAGACCGCGUUGUCCUCGGCGCAGCGCCCUCGACUCACGCGAGGGUGGAUGCGCCAACCAGUGGCCGCUCCGGUUAAUGAGGAUGUCGAGAGCAGAUUCCAGCAUUUGGCAAGUUCGGUACAAACUGAUGUUACCCAGUUAGAGGUGGCGACCGGAGGGGACGGGGGAGAUGCGCGCAUCCAAGACCUUGUUGCCGUCGUUCCGCCGUUGACGAGGAGGAGGACGAGGGAGGCGUGUGCAUCAGAGACCGUGUUGCCGCCAUUGCAGCGCACUCGACUCACACGCGGCGGAAGUAGGGGGGAGGUGCUGACCAGUGGCCGCUCCGAUAUGUCUGGAAACGACUCCGCCGCAGCCUCUUCUUCACGGACGAUAAGCGCGGGCGAUGAAGCUGUAGAACCGUCAUCACGUCAUGGUGAUCCCGAUGCCUUGGGCACAUACAUGGAUGGGCAGGACGACUACACAUCCACUGUUCAUGAUGAGUCCGGCACCGCCACAAAUCCUGAAGAUGCGACCGAUCGUGACGAAGGGACCGGCCAAGGGGACCAGGCAGCUGGACAACCUAAAAAGCAACGGAAACCUAGGCGCCCAAACAUGCUUGGCACCGAUAGGAUUGUUAUCAACCGAGUGUCUGAGGCGGGUCUACCUCUUAGUCCCAAGAAGGCCGAACAAGGUUACAGUAAUGGCCUAGGCUGCAUCCUUCGCGAAACCGUGAGCAUUAAUGAAACCAAUCUCAGGUCGAAAGCCAACGAGAAUUUGCGAGCACUCCUCAUAUCGAAGUUGCACACUCAUUACAAGUUCCCGGAUGAGUCCCUAGACGAGACCACUCCGGUAAAUAACACAGCCCUCUGCAAGUGGACCAAGCUUUUGAGUACAUGGAAAUCCAAAGCCAAAAGCGAAUACCUUGAGAAAGAUUACGAAACCGAGAUAAAAAAGAAGUGGCCUUCGGUUUCUGAGGAGGACUGGAACCUGUUCAAGCGGCACUGCGAGACCCCUGAAGUCAAGGAGAUGGAGAAAUGGGGGAAGGAAAUGCGGGCAAGGAACAUUGGUCACCACACCCUUGGGAGCCGUGGUUAUCCAGGGAAGAAGCCGAAGUGGGACAAGCAGGACGCUGAGUUUGCUGCAGCAGGCAUACCAAACCCCUUCAAGGAAUUUGAAAACCCGCGUGAAAAUGAUUACAUCAGGGGCCGGUGCAAAUACGAUGAAGAGACUAAGACAUGGGUCUUGGACGAGAAAACGGCGAAAGUCAAGGAACUCCUGAGGCAGUAUCAUGUGGAAUCUCAAAGCUCCCAGGAGUCAGAGUCCUCGGCAAGGUGGGACGACCCUCUAAACAGGUCGAUCAACGUGGUGCUCGGCAAGGACCCGAAAACGAGGCCGGCUUAUGGUCGCGUGAACGGCGUUGGGCUCAACGGAAAAUGGGACACACACUAUCCCGAAGACCGCGAGCUUGCGAGGCAGAGAAGGAGAGCCGGCCGAGCUAGUUUUGAAUCCAGAUUGGCUGGAAUGAGAGAAGAACUUAAAGAAGAAAUGAGAGAGGAAGUCGAGGUGAAAGCCAAAGCCAUGGCGACAGCCCAAGUCAUGGAAAUGUGGCCCGAUCUAAUUGAGGCCGUCAAGCGAAGUUUAGCAUCGGGUCAAACAGCGGCACCAUCAUCCUCUGUCACAUUGGCGCCGGCCAAUGUUAUUUUGGAGAAAGAGCCGCGUCCUGGUGCACAUCAUAGCAGCCGCUCUGUCCCUUUCAUGGGCUAGAGGUCGUCACUGGCUGAUAUUGAGCCCUAACGUGAUUGGUUUAUUUGCUCGUUGUGCUUGCUGGUUUGACAGUUGAACACCUUGUGAAGCAGUGGAGAGGCUAGUCUAGUGGCGUACCCAUUGUGCGUGUCACAGGCAUGAAGGUAUACAUACAACUUUCACGACAAUAUGAGGAACACCUUGGGUCAUUUGAAGUUUACAAUAUUUUGCUACAAUUAAUUAUGAUCUCCCUAAGAAAUGGCUACGCAGAAUAUAUAGAGGGCAACAAAAAAUAAGC
This is a messenger RNA of Triticum aestivum (bread wheat), 3513 nucleotides long. RefSeq lists its product as uncharacterized. Bases 180 to 3236 code for a protein of 1018 amino acids. The transcript is spliced from 8 exons. Lineage: Eukaryota; Viridiplantae; Streptophyta; Magnoliopsida; Poales; Poaceae. The record is from RefSeq and is a predicted model, not a curated record.